This is a messenger RNA of Osmia bicornis bicornis, 2436 nucleotides long. RefSeq names its product leucine-rich repeat-containing protein 4C-like. NCBI's taxonomy places the organism in Eukaryota, Metazoa, Arthropoda, Insecta, Hymenoptera, Megachilidae. Gene Ontology annotation, cellular component: voltage-gated potassium channel complex. Gene Ontology annotation, molecular function: potassium channel activator activity; voltage-gated potassium channel activity; transmembrane transporter binding. Bases 372 to 2330 code for a protein of 652 amino acids. The transcript is spliced from 6 exons. The record is from RefSeq and is a predicted model, not a curated record.
AAGUUUCGUUGCUGGUGCCGCUGGUGGGUACAGCGGCAAACCGGACUACAGUUUGUCCUGAGUGUUCGGACUCGUCGGGUGUGCGAUUAUCUCGCACUUUGUAUACGAAACGAAAAGUGACAUUCGACGCGGCGCGGCGCGGCGUGUCGCGAGUAAAUUCUCCGUAUUUGACUGAUGCGGAGAAAAGUUGUCAGUGCGAAGUGUAAAAGAAAGAAAAUGACGUCGCACGCGCGAUGAUUCUCAACGUGUUCGCCACGUCCGUCUUGACUCCGUUACGAUUCUCGUUGGUCAUCGGUGUGCCUACGGUGUGAUAGAAUCUAGUGCUGCAAAAUAACAAAAAAGAGAGUUCUGUUGGCUAUUACCCGUAAGUCAUGGGUGAUGUGUACAGGGUAGUUGGUGACCUGCUCGUGGAGGAUACACCCGCGGACAGAAGAAAAAUUGAUCUGACCACGCCACUCGUCACGAUGAAUCACCAGGGCUGUUGGUCGGAUUCGCGGCUACCGAUGCCAGCAUCAAGCAGAAUCAACAGAGAGGCAACAGGGAUGAAAGGAUUUCUUGGAGUGUGUCGAGAAAGGACUCUGUCAGAUGAUAGGAAGCAUCAUAGAUCGUCCAGUCUUCAAUUACAGGUUCUGUCAGAUGAGAUAACGCAUUAUGGUGUGAAAAGGACACUCAGAUCGUCUAGUUUUCAGACCCUGCUCCAACUGCUGGUCCUGGGUGGUCUGUUCGCUCUGGGCGGCGCAGCGAUUUGCCCUAACGGCUGCAUUUGCGACGACGAUAACUUGAUGGUGUCCUGCAUAGGCGCGAAUCUGGACGUCAUUCCCAUAGCGCUGAAUCCCAGCAUCCAGCGAAUAGUGCUGAAAGAGAACCGGAUAAAGAUAGUAGACGCGGCAGCUUUCCAAUUCUACGGGGACCUAAAAAAUGUGGACCUGUCCAGUAACCACCUGUUCACCAUCCCAAACGGCAGCUUCGAUGCCCAGAAACAGCUGGUAGAACUUCAUCUAAGGCAUAACAAGAUCUCUGCGCUAACCGAGAAGACUUUUCAAGGUCUGAGGUCGCUGACAGUGUUGAAUUUAAGGGACAACUAUCUAGAGAGCCUGAAAAAUGGCCUGUUUGCUUCGCUGUCAAAGCUGGAGGAACUCGAUCUGGGAAAGAAUCGGAUAUCCAAAGUGGAGCCUGGGGCGUUUCAGAAGUUGGGCACCCUUAGGGUGCUACACCUUGACGAUAAUCAGCUGAGGACCAUCCCUUCCCCAGCUCUGGCGCCACUGAACUCCCUGGCGGAGCUGCACAUCGGCUGGAACGCCUUUUCAUCCCUCCCUGAUGACGCCUUCAAGGGGUUGGAGCAGUUGACUGUGCUGGACAUCACGGGGGCAGGGUUGGACGACAUCGGUGACAACGCUUUUCGGGGUCUGAACGCUCUGAGGACUCUGGAACUGGAUGGAAAUAAGCUUAGGGAGGUGCCAACUAAGCAGUUAGCAGUGUUACCACGUCUCGAAGAACUGACUCUAGGUCAGAACUUCUUUACGACCCUCAGGUCAGGCGCUUUCCAAGGCCUGUCCAAGCUGAAGAAACUGGACAUAUCAGCAGCUAAGUUGCUAACAAUCGUAGAACGGGGAACUUUCUCGGACAACGCUAACUUGGAGACCCUAGUACUAAACAGUAACAAGAGGUUAGCUACUAUGGAAGAUGGUUCCCUGGCUGGUUUGCCGAACCUGAGACACCUGAUGCUCAGGGACAAUGCAUUCACCGGGUUCUCCGAGUCCCUGGUGGCCUGGAACGAGCUACGCCGAUUGGACCUGAGCGAAAAUCCAUUAGUCUGUGACUGCAGUCUACACUGGCUAGCUGACGUACUAGUUCCAAGGAAUUCCAGCCCAGUGAUUUGCGCGGAGCCUCCAGAAUCCAAGGGCAAACCCCUCAAGGGCAUGACUCAUGAUGAACUAGGCUGCGCCUUCUCAGACCCCAGAAAGCAGGCCCUCCUGGCCACCCUAUGUGCAGCUGGGUUAGCCCUACUCACCGGACUAGCUUUAAUCCUCUACUACAGGUGUCGCAGACGGGUCAGAGAUGCCUUGAAGGACUACAAGUGGAAUAACCGGGCAAUAUCCCGGAAGGAGCAUGAAUACCAAAAGACUUUCUCCGACGACGAGUACAUUGUCAGGUCCGCCCAUCCCCAUCAUCAUCAUCACCACCAGGCGCAAUCCCAGCAGCUGCCAUCUCAUCAUCAUCACCAUCAUCUUCAACAGCAGCAGCUGCAACAGCAACAGCAGCAACAGCAACAGCAGCAGCACUCGCAGAUAUCGGCGAACAUCAAGCCGAUUCCGGUGACGGAACUGUAGCUAGAACUUCGGGCAGCGAGCCCAGGAACCGGCGGCGUAUGGUUUUUGCCCCAUGGCAGCACCACUCUGGCCGAAGGCUUCACCUACAUCGACGGGGAGACGGCGC